GGGACAGGGAGGCGGGCUCGGCUGGAUCUGAACUGGGAGGCCGAGGUGCCGCAGGCCGGAGCGCAUCCUCUGACCUGUAACCGGAGGCCGCCAUGGCUCUGAGGGAGCUGAAAGUCUGUCUGCUGGGGGACACGGGGGUCGGAAAGUCAAGCAUUGUAUGGAGGUUCGUGGAGGAUAGUUUUGACCCCAAUAUCAAUCCGACAAUUGGGGCUUCCUUCAUGACCAAAACUGUUCAGUAUCAGAACGAGCUGCAUAAGUUUCUGAUCUGGGAUACCGCUGGCCAAGAGCGCUUCCGAGCUCUGGCGCCAAUGUACUACCGGGGGUCUACGGCCGCCAUCAUCGUUUAUGACAUCACAAAAGAGGAAACAUUUACAACCUUGAAGAACUGGGUGAAGGAGCUGCGUCAGCACGGACCACCCAACAUCGUUGUUGCGAUAGCAGGAAACAAGUGUGAUCUAAAUGAUGUCAGGGAAGUGCUGGAAAAAGAUGCUAAAGAUUAUGCUGACUCAAUAAAUGCAGUUUUUGUGGAAACAAGUGCCAAGAAUGCGAUAAAUAUCAACGAGCUCUUUAUCGAAAUUAGUAAAAGGAUACCCUCGGCCAACGCCAGUGCCACGUCCGGAAAGGGCUUCAAGCUUCGAAGGCAGUCGUCGGAGGCUGAGAACAGAUGCUGCUGAGCGUCCGGACACGUGCUUGUUUACAGAACGCGGAACAGAGAUACCGUGACGGCUCAGUAGUAUUUUUAUAUAUUUUUUCAGUUGGUUAAACGGCGUGACUGACCUCCGGACACUCUGAUACAAUAGUAAAAACAACAACUUUCCUUUUUUGCCUCUUUUUGCCUUUUUUUGCCUCCAGAAUCACCUCUGCGACGAUUAGCCGAUCCUGUAUUUAAAAGUGAACAUUGGAAUAAUUUUGAGCCGCUACACGCCAGCUGCUCCUUGGGAACCCCCAGAUAAACGGCUUAACGUGAUGGGAUUCUGACGCUUUAUUGGUUAUCACGCGUGACAUAGAGAAACCUGCAAAACCCGCCGUUCCACGUAGACAAUCCCCAGAUUAAAUGUCACUUCUUGCAGUUUUUUUACUUUCUUUCUAGAUUUGUUGGGUCACCUUGCAGCUUACAAUAAAAAGGGUGCCGGGUAUCCUAAUGACUGCAAGGGAUAACACUAAGCCUGCUUUAGCACAGGUAGAAUAUUGACGUAUUUCAUUCCUGUGCUACGUUAUCUUUUCAGUAAUGCUGAUUAUUCCCCAGGCUGGCUAUAGAAGGUAUAUUUUUGCUCUAAAUAGUGAACGGGACGGAAUAAAUCUAGUAAAAAUACCACUUAUUGCACGUUUUUGGGAGGGGGGUUAUAUCUAACACGGACCCGGAAAAUGAAGCGAUCCGGCUUUAGAAAUAUUAGAUGCUUUUUUUGUUAAUGUAUUUGUUAGAUUUUUUUUUCCAUGUUUUUAAACAGAUCGAUUCCAUCCUGUAUUUUCACGGCCUUAAUGCAGGGCACCGAUAGGCUGCCUGAACAUGAAGAGAAGGCAUUGGUUGAUGCCAUAGCAGCGGAAAACAACGCUUCAAAGGUUUUCUUUUAUUUUUGUUGUGUUUGAGACGGGCGAAGAAAGGAACAUUUUUAAAAAAUGUCCCUUUUUUUAUGGCAAACUUGUGCGCUCACAAAACGGUGUCAGAAAGCACUUUAACCCUUUAGAAAUUAGACGGCACAUUGGACUUUAACCCUUUGUUUGCUAAAUAAUCCCCGCCGCGGAGUCUUCAUCUGUCGUUAUUGUUGUUGCAGAAUCAGCGACCUAUAAAGGGAAUUUGCGUUUUAAAUGUUUUACUUUUUACUAUUGUUUUGAAUUUUUUAAUGAAAACCGAGCUGUUUUGCUUCAGACUGUUCGCCCGUUAAUAUUUAUCGAAUAAACGCAAAUAUAGCCAAUCGUUCGCACGACCAGCUGGUUAAAAACGGAUAUUUGUAAUUACAUUUCUAAGCUUGGAAACGUCAUUUUGUAUGUCAGACGCGGGCUGGUCCCGGCUGAACGUAGUCAUGUGAUUUAUAUGUUAAUAUUAAAAAAAACCAACUAUUUUAAUUUGUGUAUUUAGCAUUUAUCGCGAUUUGAAUAAACUUUACUUCCUGUACCCCUCAUACCGUCCAUUGCCAUGGAAAUAGUCACUAAAACUUUAUAUUUUACUGCGUUUUAAUAAAAAUAUUUUAUUUGC
Messenger RNA from Spea bombifrons (plains spadefoot toad), 2194 nucleotides. It is a transcript of the gene RAB22A, whose product is annotated as RAB22A, member RAS oncogene family. The coding region runs from base 93 to 674 and encodes 193 amino acids. Gene Ontology annotation, molecular function: GTPase activity; GTP binding. The transcript has 8 exons. The record is from RefSeq and is a predicted model, not a curated record. NCBI's taxonomy places the organism in Eukaryota, Metazoa, Chordata, Amphibia, Anura, Pelobatidae.